This is a messenger RNA of Egretta garzetta (little egret), 4872 nucleotides long. It is a transcript of the gene POLL, whose product is annotated as DNA polymerase lambda. Gene Ontology annotation, cellular component: nucleus. Gene Ontology annotation, biological process: double-strand break repair via nonhomologous end joining. The record is from RefSeq and is a predicted model, not a curated record. The transcript is spliced from 8 exons. NCBI's taxonomy places the organism in Eukaryota, Metazoa, Chordata, Aves, Pelecaniformes, Ardeidae. Gene Ontology annotation, molecular function: DNA binding; DNA-directed DNA polymerase activity. Bases 365 to 2125 code for a protein of 586 amino acids.
AAAUAAACUUGCUUCUGUUGGCUGGGCAGGAAAAGAGCUCCAAAAUGUUAAAGUAGUUGAAUACUUUCUAUUAUAAGAACUCAGCUGUAGUGGUUUCUAAUGUAUUCAAGCACGGUUGCCUUAAGUGGCCUUUUGGUGGUCUCUAACUUUGAUUUUUCUGACCUUGUGGGCUGCAAUUCUUGUUUCCAGGUGUCUCCCUUAGACCAAGCAUUUUUAGGAAGGCAACAGCAAAAGACCAACUCCAAACCAGCAAAGCCAGUGAGCAAAAUAAGUGAAUCUUAAGUUGUUGUCUAACACUGUUCUAAGCAAUCUCCCUCUUUCUUGUUGGUAUUCAGCAGCUGCAGCUAAGCUUCCCACUGGGCCUAUGGAGCCACAAGGGAUUGUCAAAGCCUUUCCCAAGAGGAAGAAGGUGAGGGAUGACCCAGGGAAAAGCAUCCCUCCAAAGAUCCCAAAAGAGGAAGGAACAGAGAUGCCUGAGGAGUGGCUGAAACCAGUCACCGCCUACGUGUUGCAAGCUGGCAUCGGCCAAGCCAGGGCAGAGAUCUUCCACAAGCAGAUUGUCCAGAAUGGGGGUGUUGUACGCAACCAGCUCUCCUCGGAGGUGACGCACGUCAUUGUGGCUGAAGACAUGGAUGGUGAUCGGGCCUUUCGGCUCCUUAAAUUAACCAAGCAACCUUCAGGGUUGCAGCUAGUGAAGGCAUCCUGGCUAAGCGCUUGUAUUAGAGACCAGAAGCUGCUGAGUACCACUGGCUACAGUGUCUUUAUCCCUCACAGGCAUCUGAUCCAUGGCCAGCACCCAGAAGAGGGAGAACUGCUGAAAGAGCAGCAGCAGCAGGUCCUGGGCAGCGAAGAGAUCCAGUCCCCAGCAGAGGAGAGAGCAGUGAAACCAAAUACUACUGAAGCACAGGUGGAGGAUUCCUCACAGCGAGGCCUGGGCACCCUUGGACAGCAGCAGCUGGCUGAGAAAUUCUCUGAUGAUGAAGACAGUGAAGGAGAAGAUGCUAGUGUCACCCAGGGGGAUCUGGAAGCAUUGAUUUCUGGCCGCUACCCUGCAAAAUCAUCAGAGGAGACCAGUGACAGCUCUUCUGCGGUGGCCCAGCCUGCCAGCAAGUGGGUUUGUGCCCAUUCCUCCAACAGCAAGAAGGAGAAUCACAACCAGUGCAUCACAGAGAAGCUGGAAGUGCUGGCAAAGGCCUAUUCUGUCCAGGGGGACAAGUGGAGAGCUCUGGGCUACUCCAAAGCCAUCAAUGCACUCAAGAGCUACCACAAACCAGUCACCUCCUACCAGGAGGCCUGUAAAAUCCCUGGGAUUGGGAAGCGAAUGGCAGAGAAGAUCAUGGAGAUCUUGGAGAGUGGGCACCUGCGCAAGCUGGAUCACAUCAGUGAGAGUGUGCCUGUGCUGGAGUUGUUUUCCAACAUCUGGGGAGCGGGGGUCAAGACAGCUCAGAUGUGGUACCAGCAGGGUUUCCGGACGCUGGAUGAUAUCCGCACCAAGGCGACUGUCACCCGCCAGCAAGCUGUGGGGCUGAAGCACUACACGGAUUUCCUGGAGCGCAUGCCCCGGGAGGAAGCUGCAGAAAUAGAACAGACCGUCAGAGAAGCUGCCCUGGCCCUGAAGCCUGGGCUCGUGUGUGUGGCAUGUGGCUCCUACCGUCGGGGGAAGUCCACCUGUGGAGAUGUGGAUGUGCUGGUCACUCACCCAGAUGGGCAGUCUCACCGUGGGGUGUUCAACAAGCUGCUUGACAGCCUCCGCAGGAGCGGCUUCCUUACGGACGACCUGGUGACUCAGGAGGACAACGGUGAUCAGAAGAAGUACCUGGGGGUGUGCUGCCUCCCUGGGCCAGCCCGGCGUCACCGCCGGCUUGACAUCAUCGUGGUGCCUUACAGUGAGUUUGCCUGCGCCCUGCUCUACUUCACCGGCUCAGCUCACUUCAACCGCUCCAUGCGGGCCCUGGCCAAGACCAAGGGCAUGAGCCUCUCGGAGCAUUCCCUCAGCUUAGCCGUGGUGCGAGGCCCUGGAGGUGUCAAGGUGUCAUCUGGCCAUGCUCUGCCCACUCCCACUGAGCAAGAUGUCUUCAUUCAGCUGGGGCUGCCUUACCGGGAGCCCUCAGAACGGGACUGGUGACACCUGGUUGUCAACCAGCACCCUGGGCCCACUGCUGUGCUGCUGUUUUGAAGGGUGCUGGUUUCUCCAAAGCUGCUCUGCAGUGACUGCAGACUGGAGAACAUAUCCCAGCAAACUGGGGCUUCUCGCAAGCGCGGGACCCUGCUGCUGGCAGAGCUGUGUGGCUUCACCCAGCAGAGGCCAUGGGCUGGAACCAUGCUGGAAGUGUUGCCUGAUGCCACAGGCAGCCCCUGGCUACCAAAAGGGCUUGCUGCCCAUCAGCUACCCUGGCCCUACUCUCCCAGGGGAAGCUUCAGAAGGCUGGGCUGCAGAGCCUUGUAAUCCAGCCCCUCCCAGUGCUGGGGAUGGGGGAAGUGGGUUGCGUCUUCCUGUGUGUCUGUGCACAGACACCCUAAAAUCUCUGUCCUGAGCUGUGUGUGAAGGCAGCCAGGGUCUGGCUUGGCCCUGGAACAGGCUUUUCCCCUUCUCACUACUGCUUGCAGUUGCUGCUGUGGGAAUUGUGAAGGGUCCCCCUGUGCUGCUGCUGUGUCCUCCCUCCAUCUGAGCUGACUUGUGCCUCAUUGCACAGGGCCAGAAUGCUGCCACUGCCACCAGCUUCCCCUGGUGCCAGGUAAGCCUUGAAGGAGGUGUAGGAACCCGUUGGGCUCUGCCUGCUUGCUCUCAGCCCAUCGUUUCCUGAGGAUCCUCCAGUGCAGGGCUGUGGUCCCCCCGUGUGGCCCCAAGGGCUCCUUUCCUCUCAGUGCAGGAGGGGAGCAGACCUUGUGGCCCAGGGGAGCUGUGGUCAGGAAGGGUUUGAGUGUAAUGGCACUGAAUGUAACCCAGCAGGGCUGCGUGCUCGUGCAUAGGAGGCAUGGAGGCAGAGAGAAACACGAGGAGAUAGUUCAGUUCUAAUUUGGGCAAAGCAAAGCUUUCCCUUUGUACGUAUGGAAGCCAUGGAGUCAUCUUGUCUUUGAUCGGAGAGUGUGUGUGUGUGCGCGCGCAUUUGAAUAUACAUGUACAUGUGUGCUGGCCUCGCCAGUUCCGUGGGAGUGGAUUUGAUUUCUCAGGAAACCUGAACUGGUUUUAUAUUCUGGAGAUGAAUGCCCCCAUGCUCUGUCUCCAUUACGGGUACUGCAGUGGUUCCUCCUGGCAGAGGUGCUGCUCUGCGGCAGCGGCUGCCAGGAACGCCAUGGUGGGUGUUUCUGUGGAAGGACCCCCGGGCUCCCUCUGGCUGGUCUCUGGGCCUGGCCUCCCACUCCCUUGUCUUGUGGGGGACCUGGCCACCCCCUCUCUGCACUCUGCCAUGUCUUCGUCAUGUGCAGUGCCAAGCUGCGUGUUUGCUGCCAGGGCAGGCACAAGGGCAUUAAACCUGGUGGGUUUGCACAGUUUCUUGCUGCAGUGUCAGCCGUGGCUGCUGGGCACCGGUCGUGGGGCUGGGGUAUUUGCUGGGGAGACCUUGACCCCAGCAGCGUCGUUUGUCAGCCCGGCCUUUCUGCCGAACACCUGAUGGAAAUGAAUGUCUUCUGGCAUCUCUUGGUGCUUUGAAAUUUGAAGUAAAAUAAAUCCCAUCCCUCUUUUUCCUUCACAUCUCUGUCUUUUUGCUCUCUGCCCUGCAACUGUUGGGACUCUUCUCUCUGGCUCACCAGGAGCCCCUCCUGUGCUGGCCAAUCUCCCUGUUUUCAGUACAGGCAGGGAAAAGGCAGGGGAGACCUUCACACUGUUGGAUCACCGCUUCUGGCUCCCAGGGUAGGGAGUUGGUGGCCACCAUCCUCCCAUGGCAGAGAGGGACCUGGCUCUGUCCCGGCAUCCAGCUGGCCACGUGGCUGCGCUGGGGCUGGCCGUGCCCAGAGAAGGGAGCAAUUCCCAAGCUCUGAGCCUUGGGCUGAGCUCUUACUUCAUGUGUGGAGUCAGGGAGGGAUUGCUGUCAGCUUUUCCGUAUUUCAUCAGGGUAGGGUAUUUGGGAGUUGGCUGCUGCUCUGUGUCCUGUUCUGUGCCUGGAACACAGCUCAGUCUCCUGAGCAUUGAAAUGCUUUGGUUUUCCAAGGGGAAUCUGAACAGCCUGGAAACCAAGGGAGCACAUGGAGAUGAGCAGCAAGAAACAUGGGCUCAAAAGGGAGAUGGAGAAGCUGAGGAGGGCCAGGGGCUGCUGGGGUGGGCAGAGGCUGGGGCAGAGCCAGUGAGGGCUAGGCUGAGUUCUCCAGGGGCAAAGGGGAGUCAGCCCCGGACCGGGGCCUGGGAGGUCCAGGGGCAGCACCCCCUCCCCGGGGGGGGCUGUGCAGCCCUGGGACCAGCCCUGGAGAGGACAGAGUCCCCAUCCUUGGGGUCAUCUCGGCUUGGCUGGGCAGGGCCACAGCUGGCCUCAUCCAGGGCUGGGGAUAGCCCUGCCCCAAAGGGAGCUUGGAUGGGGGCUCGCUUUCCCUGCAGUGCUGCUGGGAUGAUCCUGGAGGAUUCUUCCUAGAGCUGGCAGCCCUGGGCAUGGAUCUAUUUCUGCCAGGGCUGUGUCAGGGAGCAGAGUAUGGGGCUGCUCACCUUGGCCCCUUGGUGGACACAGGUUUGCCUCCAGCUCUGGAUGCCGAGGUGAGCUGUUCCCGAGGGCUGGGGCUGCCCCUCUCACCAGGGCCACGUGCUGGGGAUAUCACUGGAGGUGGGGGAGAUUGGCACUGCUGGCCCCCAGCUCCUUCCCCUUCAUCACCCACCUCUCCAAGGACAGAAUUCACACCCUGGUGCCAAACGGGUGCCGCAGCAGCGCAUCAAAGCCCUGGCCCUGC